AUGCUUCCAAAUCCCGACCGAGUCCAAGUGGACCAGAGCGGCAGUCCCGCAACAACAGCCACCAGCCAUGCACUCGCAUUGCCGGAAAUUGUCCACGAGAUUUUCCUCUGGAUCAUGAGCGACCAUGCCAGCACCUGGAAAUUCUUAAAAGACGGGGUAACGGAAGAACCCAACGAUGACACGGACUGGAGUGACUGGGAAGAGUCUCAUCGGUCGUAUGGCCGACACGGGGUCCUGGUGCAAUGUGCCCAAGUCAAUCGUCUCUGGUUCCGCGAGGCCGUGCCCUUCAUCUGGCCCGAUCUCGCGGAUUAUGAGUAUUAUCGCUCGCUCCCGGAAUUCUUCGUGGAUGUGCCUGAUCUGGCGCGUCGACAGUUCUACGCGAGCUUUGUGGAACAGGCGGAUCUUCGUCCCGUGGAGGUCGGAGAAAGUCCCCAGGCUGUGGACCAGGCGCUUUCAGGUGUGACAUUCCCUAAGAUCCAGUCUCUUCGUUUGCGUCUUCCGGGUUGUUAUGAACCAUAUCAUCUACCCCGGGUUUGUUGCCCGAAGAUGGUGACUUUGGAGAUUGAUCCGAGGUUCGAGUAUAUGCCAGACACGUAUUGUGUCUUGCGAGAAGAGUGGGAUGAGAUGUUGAGACAGAUACCGAUGAUCUUCCCCAAUCUGGAGACGGUCAGGAUCAUCGAUCGUGCUCGAGUCCAUCCCGGAGCACUCGAGCAAUUUGCCGCGCGUCUUCCUCUUCUGAAAGUUUUUGAGCACAGUAAAGUCAUUGAAAGUGCCGAGCCAUAUUGA
Aspergillus sclerotioniger CBS 115572 is the source of this 786-nucleotide messenger RNA. RefSeq lists its product as uncharacterized. The transcript has 2 exons. Bases 1 to 786 code for a protein of 261 amino acids. NCBI's taxonomy places the organism in Eukaryota, Fungi, Ascomycota, Eurotiomycetes, Eurotiales, Aspergillaceae. The record is from RefSeq and is a predicted model, not a curated record.